CUUGAUGCACUGGUACUACAGGCAGCCGUGCUGUCCUUGGCCUAUGUCAUCUUCAGCCUGCUUCGCCCGGCUUACAAGCCGACCUACCUUCUCGACUUCUACUGCCUCAGGCCUCCUGACAGGUUGGAAAUGUCACGGGCAGAGAUGGUUGCCGGCACCCGCCGCCCAGAGCACGGCUGCAGCCAGCUUCUCAUUGACUUCUCCGAAAAAGUGCUGGAGAUCUCAGGCCUGGGCGACAGGACAUACGUGCCUGAACGAAUGGACAUUCCUAAGACCAUGGCCGACGCGCGCUGUGAGACCGAGCUUGCGCUGAUUGUAAGCAUCCAGAAAGUGCUGGACCGCACAGGCCUCAAGCCCUCACAGGUGGACGCCCUAAUCGUGAACUGCUCAGCAUUCAACCCGACGCCCUCCCUGUCGGCAAAGAUGGUCAACCAUUUCAAGUUCAGGCAGGACAUCCGCACCUUCAACCUGUCCGGCAUGGGCUGCGCCGCGUCAGUCAUCGCAGUGGACAUGGCUCGCGACAUGCUGGCGGUGCACCCCAAGAUGCGCAUCCUGGUGGCGGGCACAGAGAACAUCACCUGGAACAUUUACACGGGCAACCAGCGCUCCAUGCUCAUCACCAACUGCAUCUUCCGCCUGGGCGCUGUGGCCUUCAUGAUGUCCAAUCACCCGGCCGACCGCCGCCGCGCCAAGUACCAGCUGCAGCAUGUGGUCCGCACCCACCUCGGCGCCUCCGAUGAAGCCUACAACGCUGUGAUCCAGAGGGAGGACGACGACGGAGUGAUCGGCGUAAAGAUCGGCAAGGAGCUGAUGAACGUGGCCGGAAUGGCCCUCAAGGCCAACAUCACACAGCUGGGGCCCCUCGUCCUGCCCAUCUCCGAGCAGCUCAUCUUCGCCGGCAACUUCGUCGCGCGCAAGGUGCUGGGCUUGAACGUGAAGGCGUACACCCCGGACUUCAAGACGGCCUUCGACCACUUCUGCAUCCACCCUGGCGGCAAGGCGGUCAUCUCCAGCGUGGGAACCCAGCUGAAGCUGACCAAGGAGCAGUGCAUGCCCAUGCUCGUGCCCUUCGAGCGCUAUGGCAACACCUCCUCAUCCUCCACCUGGUACGCAUGGUCAUACGUGGAGACGUUCCAAAAGGUGCGCAAGGGCGACCGCGUGUGGCAGCUCUCCUUUGGUUCCGGCUUCAAGUGCGCCUCGGCCGUCUGGGUGGCUCUGCGCAAGAACGAUGAGAAGCACGAUGCCUGGACUGACACCCCCUCCUGGGAGUGA
This is a messenger RNA of Coccomyxa subellipsoidea C-169, 1272 nucleotides long. RefSeq lists its product as hypothetical. Gene Ontology annotation, molecular function: acyltransferase activity, transferring groups other than amino-acyl groups. Gene Ontology annotation, cellular component: membrane. The annotation marks the transcript as partial. The transcript is spliced from 8 exons. Gene Ontology annotation, biological process: fatty acid biosynthetic process. Lineage: Eukaryota; Viridiplantae; Chlorophyta; Trebouxiophyceae; Coccomyxaceae. The record is from RefSeq and is a predicted model, not a curated record.